Molecule: messenger RNA, 723 nt
Organism: Durusdinium trenchii
Lineage: Eukaryota; Dinophyceae; Suessiales; Symbiodiniaceae
Source: the annotation of a GenBank genome assembly
AUGCGGCUUGCUGUUGCUUCGCUGGCUCGGCACACAGCAUGGCCAAAGGUGCACCGGUUUGCUCCGAGCAAAGCUCCUUCACUGCGCAUUCAACAACUCCGGCAGGCAGGUGAGCUCCAAGUGCCCUUCACCACGGGUUUGUUGAUCGGGAUUGGUGAGACCCAGUCCGAUCGUCUGAGAGGCCUAGAGCUCAUCGCCCAUUUGGCGGAGGAAUUUGGACACAUCCAAGAGGUCAUUCUCCAACCUCAUUCGUGGGGCAGUCGCCAGACACUGACGCCAACCAGUCGGUCAAGCCGGACGAGCGGGUCCAACAUCCUUUUGGGGUGUGAGGCGCUUGCAGUUUUGCCGGAGCUGGUCAGAGCUGCACGGAGCAUCCUGCCACCGGACGUGACCAUUCAGAUUCCACCGAACUUGUUUUUACACAGUCCAAAUUCCACCGAUUCAGGCAGCUUUUCAGAGAGCGAGAAUUGGCAGCUCUUCCUGGAAUGUCUUGAGAAUGGCGCUCAAGAUUUGGGCGGUAUCUCGCCCAGAGAUGAGGUCAAUCCAGACUUUCAAUUUCCUGCGAUCCAACAGCUUCAAGAAGCUCUUUUCAAGGAGGGCUACAUCCUUCAUCCGCGCCUUCCUGUUUAUCCACGACACUUCUCCUGGUUGUCCGCUAGAGUUGCACAGACAUUGCGUCAGAGAUUGCCCACCGUCUCGGACUUCACCCACGAAGGGCCCUGA